Molecule: messenger RNA, 4383 nt
Organism: Mandrillus leucophaeus (drill)
Lineage: Eukaryota; Metazoa; Chordata; Mammalia; Primates; Cercopithecidae
Gene: ARHGEF7
Product: Rho guanine nucleotide exchange factor (GEF) 7
Exons: 20
Coding region: 383-2323 (646 amino acids)
Biological process (GO): intracellular signal transduction
Molecular function (GO): guanyl-nucleotide exchange factor activity; protein binding
Source: RefSeq, a predicted model, not a curated record
AUUGCAGAGACCUCUCUGUCAGUAUUGAGAUGGUGGAAAGUGAGGAGAAGCAAAAAGAUGACUACUUCUUUCCCCAUUCCCUGGUCUGGUUUUUUUGGGGUCUACGUAGAGGUGCAUCAGCCUGCGCUACCAUGGAGGCAGGAGGCAUUCUUUCUGCUCUCGCACGUUUGAUGCAAAUGAUUUGUAUCAGGGGCAGAAUUUUAACAAGGUCCUCAGUUCCUUAGUGACUCUAAAUAAAGUAACAGCAGACAUCGGGCUGGGGAGUGACUCCGUGUGUGCCCGGCCCUCGUCUCACCGCAGAAAGUCUUUUGACUCCCUUGGAUCACAGUCUUUGCACGCUCGGACUUCCAAACUGCUCCAGGGCCAGUAUCGGAGUUUGGACAUGACUGAUAAUAGCAACAAUCAACUGGUAGUAAGAGCAAAGUUUAACUUCCAGCAGACCAAUGAGGACGAGCUUUCCUUCUCAAAAGGAGACGUCAUCCAUGUCACCCGUGUGGAAGAGGGAGGCUGGUGGGAGGGCACACUCAACGGCCGGACCGGCUGGUUCCCCAGCAACUACGUGCGCGAGGUCAAGGCCAGCGAGAAGCCUGUGUCUCCCAAAUCAGGAACGCUGAAGAGCCCUCCCAAAGGAUUUGAUACGACCGCCAUAAACAAAAGCUAUUACAAUGUGGUGCUACAGAAUAUUUUAGAAACAGAAAAUGAAUAUUCUAAAGAACUUCAGACUGUGCUUUCAACCUACCUACGGCCAUUGCAGACCAGUGAGAAGUUAAGUUCAGCAAACAUUUCAUAUUUAAUGGGAAAUCUAGAAGAAAUAUGUUCUUUCCAGCAAAUGCUCGUACAGUCUUUAGAAGAAUGCACCAAGUUGCCCGAAGCUCAGCAGAGAGUCGGAGGCUGCUUUUUAAACCUGAUGCCACAGAUGAAAACCCUGUACCUCACGUAUUGUGCCAAUCACCCUUCUGCAGUGAACGUCCUCACGGAACACAGUGAGGAGUUGGGGGAGUUCAUGGAGACCAAAGGUGCCAGCAGCCCUGGGAUUCUCGUGCUGACCACGGGCCUGAGCAAACCCUUCAUGCGCCUGGAUAAAUACCCUACGCUGCUCAAAGAGCUCGAGAGACACAUGGAGGAUUAUCAUACAGAUAGACAAGAUAUUCAGAAAUCUAUGGCUGCCUUCAAAAACCUUUCAGCCCAAUGUCAAGAAGUCCGGAAAAGGAAAGAACUUGAGCUGCAGAUCCUGACGGAAUCCAUCCGGAACUGGGAGGGCGAUGACAUUAAAACUCUGGGCAACGUCACUUACAUGUCCCAGGUCCUGAUCCAGUGUGCUGGAAGCGAGGAAAAGAAUGAAAGAUAUCUUCUACUAUUCCCAAAUGUUUUGCUAAUGUUGUCUGCCAGUCCUAGGAUGAGUGGCUUUAUCUAUCAGGGAAAGCUUCCAACGACAGGAAUGACAAUCACAAAGCUUGAGGACAGUGAAAACCAUAGAAAUGCAUUUGAAAUAUCAGGGAGCAUGAUCGAGCGGAUAUUAGUGUCAUGCAACAACCAGCAGGAUCUGCAGGAAUGGGUGGACCACCUACAGAAGCAAACGAAGGUCACAUCUGUGGGAAACCCCACCAUAAAGCCUCAUUCGGUGCCGUCUCAUACCCUGCCCUCCCACCCGGUCACUCCGUCCAGCAAGCACGCAGACAGCAAGCCCGCGCCGCUGACGCCCGCCUACCACACGCUCCCCCACCCCUCCCACCACGGCACCCCGCACACCACCAUCAACUGGGGACCCCUGGAGCCUCCGAAAACACCCAAGCCCUGGAGCCUGAGCUGCCUGCGGCCCGCGCCUCCCCUCCGGCCCUCAGCUGCCCUCUGCUACAAGGAGGAUCUUAGUAAGAGUCCCAAGACCAUGAAAAAGCUGCUGCCCAAGCGCAAACCUGAACGGAAGCCUUCCGAUGAGGAGUUCGCGUCCCGGAAAAGCACAGCUGCUUUGGAAGAAGAUGCUCAGAUUCUGAAAGUCAUCGAAGCUUACUGCACCAGCGCCAAAACAAGGCAAACACUCAAUUCAAGUUCACGCAAAGAAUCUGCUCCACAAGUUUUGCUUCCAGAAGAAGAGAAAAUUAUAGUGGAAGAAACUAAAAGUAAUGGUCAGACAGUGAUAGAAGAAAAGAGUCUUGUGGAUACCGUAUAUGCAUUAAAGGAUGAAGUUCAAGAAUUAAGACAGGAUAACAAAAAGAUGAAGAAAUCUCUAGAGGAAGAACAGAGAGCCCGCAAAGACCUAGAGAAGCUGGUGAGGAAAGUCCUGAAGAACAUGAACGAUCCUGCCUGGGACGAGACCAAUCUAUAAGGGACGUCCUUAGUUCUUUCUGUCGAUGACCAGUUCUGAGGUGAAGCUGGGCACCCCUGACCCACGUCGGGGUGCACUCAGGACCACAGGGCAGGGCUGGGUGGGGCACCACCUCGCUCUCUGUACAUAGAAAAGCUGGAGCUUAUUCUGCGAAUGGAGACGAUCAAACCGUGACUGAUGAAUCCAGACAGGAGGGAUUGACUCUGAGGACCUGAGCUGCAUCAGUCCCACUCUGUGACCAUCUCAGUUACCUCAUUCUGCAAUAAGUUCAGUGACUGACUAAAAGUCUUGUUUUUCCAGACUUUGAAUUGAAUAUAUAAAUAUUAUAUAUACAUGUUUCUUGUAAAUAUCCCAUUUUGAAUGCAUACCCGUGGUGGUUCUGUCCGGGCUAAUCCCCAUGCUAGAAUGUCCUUUCCAGCUACGUGAGUAAGAAGCCCCAUGCCCGCACCCACCGGAAGCAGAAGCCCGGUGGAUGCCUGGUUCGUUCCCCAGCACCAGGGCCUCCACCGUGCUGUGACAGCACCCCCCAUGUCGGUGUUUCUGAAUAACCUUAUUUAUACCUGCAGAGAUACACGUCAGUCCCAUUCGGAAGUCUUCUCUGAAAGCAGCGUUCCAAUCCCAGACCUGCGGGGUUCCGAGGGCAGCUUGCUGGUUGACAGAUUCAGUCUCGACCUCAAGGAAGGCCCAUCCGGCACCGCUGCAUCCACCUGGAGGUGUUUGCUCUUGUCCGCUGUCUGAGUACUGUGAUUCUCAGAUGGAUUUGCUGUGUUUUGGGAGAUGACACAGACGUUUCUGUGCAGACUAGUUCAGUAACAACAAAAUACACUGUUUUGUCUUCCCUUGAAGAGAGCUCUUACUAGAACCUGUAAAUAGAAUGUAUUAUUUAUUGUAGGUCACUGCAGCUGACGAGAACAGAUGGAGGCCAUGCUCCAGACUGAUACUGAUGGGUGGAGCUUUGCCGUCAGGCCAGCCUCAUCCUGAGGUCUGCUUCACCACUGGCUGCAGCCAGCAGGCUUCAGUGCUCACCGAAAGUGAAAUCCCCUCCUUCAGCAAGCAUAAAGCAAUAUACACCCUAGGUUCCACUAAGCAACGCAGGCGUAAGCAGGGAGCGUUUCCCCCACUGUGUUCCAGUGCAGAGGAGACGGACGAAGCCUGUGCUCGCCGCGGCUUGCUGGGCCCAGGCUGGCUCUGGAAAGCCUGUGCAGUCCUGGGCGGGAAGCCCAGCCCGUGGGGCAGGUUUUCGUUCUGCUUCAGCAAUAAAUAAGGGUGACCGCAGGGACUUUGCUUCUGGUUUCCCUUCCCGUGAAGAGGUUGGUUUUAAAGUGAGAUACACUUUUCCGUAGAACCAAGUGUUCUAUCUUUAAACACCAAAAUUGCAACGCCAUGGAUCACUGGUCUCAGAACAGCUCAUUUUGCAUCAGAUUUGACUUUCUGCUUUUCCGUCUAUUGGCCAAAUUGCCCUUUAACUGCACCUGAAUCCUUUGUAUACUGAUGCCUUUGAGCUGGGCACCCUGGGAGAGUGUUCUGUCACUGUUUACGGUUCUUCCUUGCCCUUGCUAAUUACAGUCUCUGGUGCCCAGCAAGGCCCCUUCCUGCUUCCUUCCCUGACUCCGGUCACGGGGUCUGCCUGGGCUCAGCAUGGACCUGACCCAUGCUCGCAGAACCUGGCCUCACCUGGACUUCUCACUAGAAUUGCCAGCUUCCUCAACUUAGCAGAUUACUCACUCAUGCAGGCACAAGCAAAGAUCAACACUUUCUCUUUUGGUAAGCUUGAGUUUUACAAGUUAUUUUUUGGUGAUGCGUAAGACAUUGCAGUGGGAAACCAUUCAACUUGAGCGUACUGGAGUUUGCUGUCGUAGCAGGUUUUAACUCAGGAACAACUCUCCUCUGAUCUCUCCGCCCUCUGCCGGGAGGCGACGUUCGCCGUCCUCUCGGAGCCGGUAGCGUUGCUGUCCGAGUCCCCAGGACGGAUCUCCUGCAGACCUGCCUUAAUGCUCAGAUCGAAGUAUUUCACAAGAAUACUUGUGUUUUUAACAGCCCUUCCCCUAGACGGUGCGGCC